Molecule: messenger RNA, 697 nt
Organism: Lacerta agilis (Sand lizard)
Lineage: Eukaryota; Metazoa; Chordata; Lepidosauria; Squamata; Lacertidae
Gene: LKAAEAR1
Product: LKAAEAR motif containing 1
Exons: 5
Coding region: 78-542 (154 amino acids)
Source: RefSeq, a predicted model, not a curated record
ACACACACACACCAUUGAAUUUCCCCAAAGCCCUCCUGCCAAGCAGCAUCCAAUCUAAGUCGGCGAGAUAAGCAAAGAUGUCCAAAGGCGGAGCUCUCCAGAGAAAUAAGUUGACCGUGCGACACCAGAAGCGUUCGAGCACCAACGAAGCAAACAAGAUGACUCCGGCGCAGAUGGCGCGCUAUUUGGCUUUUGCUGACCCCAGUCAGCCCAAGGUGAAAGAGAUGCUGGCUGCCGUCCUCAUGAAGGACAGGAAGUUGGUGCCGGAAGAGGAAAAGGUGGCAGAACAGAAGAACCUCAUUGGGGUCCUGAAGGCCACCGAGGCUCGGAACCGCCUCCGGAACACGAGGCUCCAGUACCAGAAUCUGAGAGCACAAGAGAUCAACUUCCUGAUCUCCUUCCAGAGGAAUGCUAAAGGUGCUGUGAGGCUCGAGGUCUUCCUCCCACCCAGGAAGAACCUUAGAAAACUAGCAGACUGCAUGAACACAGUCCAGAGAAGCCGGAUUGAAGAGAUUCUGGAAGAUGAAACCGCGAGAUUCUAGGGCAACCGCCCUCCGGAAAUAGGUCCCCGUUUCCUUUGCCACAAUCAGGGCUCUUGGCGAUGAGCGCUUGGCCUUGUGCUGAACCAAGGGGAGUGUAGCUGCUCAGACGUCUGUAGAGCCUCUAAGCUUGAAUAGGUCGCUUUUUCGCAUAUGUA